AUGGCGCGCCUGGUGCUCGGUCUGGUGAGCUGCACCCUCUUCCUCGCGGCGAGCGGGCUGUACUCCUCCAGCGAUGACGUCACCGAGCUGACGCCGUCAAACUUCAACCAGGAAGUUAUCCAGAGCAACAGCUUGUGGCUCGUAGAGUUCUUCGCUCCAUGGUGUGGCCACUGCCAACGGUUAACACCAGAAUGGAAGAAAGUAGCAACUGCAUUAAAAGGGGUGGUGCGCGUGGGCGCGGUGGACGCCGACAAGCAUCAGUCCCUCGGCGGUCAGUACGGAGUGCAGGGAUUCCCCACCAUCAAGAUUUUUGGGUCCAACAAGAACAGACCGGAAGAUUACCAGGGCGGCAGGACUGCGGACGCCAUCGUGGAUGCCGCUCUCAGUGCCCUGCGCCAGCUCGUCAAGGACCGCCUCGGGGGCAGGAGCUACAGUUCUGGGAAACAGGGUCGAAGUGAAAGUUCAAGUAAGAAAGAUGUGAUCGAGCUGACGGACGACAGCUUUGACAAGAACGUUCUGGACAGUGAAGACGUUUGGAUGGUUGAGUUUUACGCCCCCUGGUGUGGACACUGCAAAAACCUCGAGCCGGAAUGGGCCGCGGCGGCUACGGAGGUGAAAGAGCAAACGAAAGGCAAGGUGAAGCUGGCGGCGGUGGAUGCCACGGCCAACCAGAUGCUGACCGGCCGGUACGGGAUUAGGGGAUUUCCUACGAUCAAGAUAUUCCAGAAAGGCGAGUCUCCUGUGGACUAUGACGGGGGGCGGACCAGAUCCGACAUCGUCUCCCGGGCGAUGGACCUGUUUUCCGAUAACGCCCCGCCUCCGGAGCUGCUCGAGAUCAUCGGUGAGGACGUCGCCAAGAAGACGUGUGAGGAGCACCAGCUCUGCGUGGUGGCCGUCCUGCCCCACAUUCUGGACACGGGAGCUGCAGGCAGAAACUCUUACUUGGAAGUUCUCCUGAAGCUGGCAGACAAGUACAAGAAGAAGAUGUGGGGGUGGCUGUGGACGGAGGCCGGCGCGCAGUCAGAGCUGGAGAACGCGCUGGGGAUCGGGGGCUUUGGCUACCCCGCCAUGGCGGCCAUCAACGCACGCAAGAUGAAGUUCGCUCUCCUGAAAGGCUCUUUCAGCGAGCAGGGCAUUAACGAGUUUCUCAGGGAGCUGUCCUUUGGGCGAGGAUCUACGGCGCCGGUAGGAGGCGGGGCUUUCCCCGCCAUCAGCACCAGAGAGCCGUGGGACGGCAAGGAUGGCGAGCUUCCUGUGGAAGACGACAUUGACCUCAGCGACGUGGAGCUGGACGACCUGGGGAAGGACGAGCUGUGA
Pipistrellus nathusii (Nathusius's pipistrelle) is the source of this 1317-nucleotide messenger RNA. The record is from the annotation of a GenBank genome assembly. Lineage: Eukaryota; Metazoa; Chordata; Mammalia; Chiroptera; Vespertilionidae.